UCAACCACAAAAUACUUCGCGCACUCGCACAACUUUAGCGAUCCAAAGAAAAUGGUACUCAAUCUACUCUUCAUUACGACUGUGAUAAAGUCCACUUUCGGCGUGGUCACCACCGGCCUCUGGCUCAUACCGCUGCUCCUCGCCGCCAUAACCUACUACCGUUACGACAGUGUCGAUCCGGAGGCAAGGCCAAUUGAUCAACUAAAUUUAUAUACCGAAUAUGAUUUCAUCAUAGUGGGUGCCGGUUCGGCCGGUGCAGUGGUAGCUAAUCGCUUGACGGAGAUACGCAAAUGGAAGGUGUUACUCAUUGAAGCGGGUCCAGAUGAAAAUGAGAUCUCCGACGUACCAUCUCUAGCAGCAUAUCUCCAGCUGAGCAAACUCGAUUGGCAGUACAAGACGCAGCCCUCCAACAAAGCCUGCCUCGGCAUGAAGAAUAAUCAGUGUAACUGGCCGCGUGGUAAGGUGCUCGGCGGUUCCAGUGUGCUGAACUAUAUGCUCUAUGUGCGCGGCAAUCGGCACGACUAUGAUCACUGGGAAUCGCUGGGAAAUGCCGGUUGGGGCUACGAGAAUGUACUGCAAUAUUUCAAGAAGUCAGAAGACAACCGCAACCCUUAUCUAGCGAACAAUGCUUAUCAUGGUCGUGGUGGCCUACUCACGGUGCAGGAGUCGCCGUGGCAUUCGCCACUGGUUGCCGCAUUCGUUGAAGCUGGUCGCGAGAUUGGCUAUGAAAACCGCGACGUCAAUGGCGAAAAACAAGCUGGUUUCAUGAUAGCUCAAGGUACUAUAAGACGCGGUUCACGCUGCAGCACCGCGAAGGCCUUCUUGCGCCCCAUCAGAUUGCGUAAAAACUUACAUCUUUCCAUGAACUCACACGUCACCAAAGUGGUCAUUGAACCGGGCACAAUGCGCGCGCACACCGUGGAGUUUGUAAAAAAUGGUAAGGUCUUUCGCAUACGCACCAGACGCGAGAUUAUUUUGUCAGCCGGCGCUAUCAAUACACCGCAAAUACUGAUGCUCUCGGGUAUUGGCCCAAAGGCGCAUCUCGAGAAGCACGGCAUACGCGUGCUUCAAGACCUGCCAGUUGGUGAGAACUUGCAGGAUCAUGUUGGUAUGGGUGGCCUGUCGUUUUUGGUUGACAAACCCGUUGCCAUAGUGCAAGACCGAUUCAAUCCCACAUCGCUCACCAUGCAGUAUGUGUUGCGUGAGCGCGGCCCCAUGACUACUUUAGGAGGCGUAGAAGGUCUGGCUUUUGUACACACGCCCUACUCUAACAGCACCAUAGAUUGGCCCGAUAUACAGUUCCACAUGGCGCCAGCUUCCAUCAAUUCGGACAAUGGCGCGCGCGUAAAGAAAGUACUCGGUCUAAAAGAGUCCCUAUACCAAGAAGUUUUCAAGCCGAUCGCUAACAAGGAUACUUGGACUAUCAUGCCGUUGCUGCUGCGUCCCCGCUCACGUGGCUGGGUGCGUCUCAGCUCAUCGAAUCCCUUCCACUAUCCGCUCAUCAACGCGAACUACUUCGAUGACCCGUUGGACGUUAAAACGAUUGUAGAAGGUGGGAAAAUAGCGCUACGCGUUGCCAACGCCAAAGUCUUCAAGCAGUUUGGUUCGCGUUUGCAUCAAAGACCUUUGCCGAACUGCAAGAAACAUAAAAUAUACUCGGAUGCUUAUCUGGAAUGCCAGGCGCGCACCAUUUCCAUGACGAUUUAUCAUCCAUGCGGUACAGCGAAAAUGGGGCCCGCUUGGGAUCCCGAAGCAGUGGUCGAUCCACGAUUACGCGUUUAUGGCGUUAGAGGGUUGCGCGUAAUCGACGCAAGUAUUAUGCCGACAAUUAGCAGCGGCAAUACAAAUGCGCCGGUAAUUAUGAUCGGCGAAAAGGGUGCUGACCUCAUCAAGGAGGAUUGGCAGCGAAAUCCGGAGUAUCGUGCAGCGGCGCCGAAAAGUUAGCAAGUUAGUUAAUUAGAUAAAUUUAGCAACUCCGGAAGUUAUGCUACCAGUGCAUGUGGGACCACAAAUCAGGGGCGUACGUCAGCUUUAUUACAGUUAUACCGCAAGCGGUGCCAUCGGGAGGUGGUGUUUCUGUUGUGCUACUCGGAAGCACCGCCUUACAUAGCAAAUAUUUCACUUAUUACGCUAAAAUCGACACAACUUGUUUAAUUAGUUUUAAUCUGUAGAAUUUAGAUACAUUCGAGUCAUAGGCCUAAAACUUUAAGCUAAUUCUUUGUUAACGAGCUACAUACUCUUAAAACGAUAUAU
Molecule: messenger RNA, 2253 nt
Organism: Rhagoletis pomonella (apple maggot)
Lineage: Eukaryota; Metazoa; Arthropoda; Insecta; Diptera; Tephritidae
Product: glucose dehydrogenase [FAD, quinone]
Molecular function (GO): oxidoreductase activity, acting on CH-OH group of donors; flavin adenine dinucleotide binding
Source: RefSeq, a predicted model, not a curated record